Messenger RNA from Diorhabda carinulata, 1796 nucleotides. RefSeq names its product bax inhibitor 1. The transcript is spliced from 2 exons. Lineage: Eukaryota; Metazoa; Arthropoda; Insecta; Coleoptera; Chrysomelidae. The record is from RefSeq and is a predicted model, not a curated record. Bases 246 to 992 code for a protein of 248 amino acids. Gene Ontology annotation, molecular function: enzyme binding. Gene Ontology annotation, biological process: negative regulation of RNA splicing; negative regulation of apoptotic signaling pathway; negative regulation of endoribonuclease activity. Gene Ontology annotation, cellular component: mitochondrial membrane.
CCAAUAACAAAUAACUACGAUACCUUCCAACUAGAGAAAUCUAGAAAAUUUGUGAAUGACGUGUCGAUUUAUCUUUGGGUGUUUAUUUGGUACUAAUUUAAUAAUUUUCAACCCAGUUACCAAAUUUCAGUCGAAGUGAAAUAAACUUGUGUAAAGUGAAGUGUAUAAUAAUUGUUAAAAAAACUAGAAUUGUGUUUCAAUAAGAAGAAAAAGUUGCGAAUCGAGAUAAAAAUAUCAUUUUCAUUAUGGCGACAGCGUCAGUCCAUUCAUUCCUAAAUUCAUUUAACUCCAAAUUGGAACAACCGGUGAGGCAACAUCUUAAAAAUGUGUACGCCUGUCUUGCAAUGUCAACAAUGGCUGCAGCUUUGGGCGCUGCAGUCCACCUUUUCACGAAUAUCAUACAGGCAGGGUUUUUAUCAGCAAUAGGAGCUCUAGUGUUCUUUUUCCUUUUAAUGAGCACCCCUGACGAUAACGGCAAAUCCAUGCCUACAAGAGUCGGUUAUCUCCUUGGUUUCACUUUCCUUACCGGCGUAGGUUUAGGUCCUCUCUUAGAACACGUCAUAAUAAUAGAUCCGAGCAUUAUAAUAACUGCUUUUGUCGCUACAUCGGCAGUUUUUCUUUGUUUCUCCAUCUGCGCCAUGUUGUCCGAAAGGGGAAAGUGGUUGUACCUAGGCGGUACUUUGAUGACGAUGUUAACUACCCUCAUGGUGCUUUCGCUAGCUAAUAUUUUCUUUGGAGCUAAAUGGAUCUACCAGACUCAAUUAUAUUUGGGAUUGUUGGCCAUGUGCGGAUUCGUACUCUUCGAUACCCAGAUGAUUAUUGAAAAACGUAGAUUGGGAAGCAGGGAUUUCGUCGCUCAUUCGCUGGAUCUAUUCGUCGACUUUAUCGGGAUCUUCAGAAGAUUGGUCAUCAUCUUAACUCAGAAGGUAAUUGAUGAAAGGUAUAUUUUUUUCCCAUUCCAGUUACCCGAUUUCCUUUUUUUUUUCUCCUAAUAAAUUUUCAAGGUUUAAUCAAAAUUUCAAAUAAAAACUUUUAUUAUUAUACUUUAAUUGUAUACUUUGAAAUUAGAGAUAAGAAAUUUCGCUGUUUGUUGAAUAUUAUCGCGAAUUCAUUGUUUUUAAGUGUUUUUUUCAGCGUAAUUUGAAUUUUUGAAUAAUAGUUUUGAAUAUUCUUAUCAGCUUUGACGUUUUAUUCAAAUAUUUUAAUCAUUUACUAACAAUUUUAUAUUAUUUCAUAAAUUUUUUGAGAAAUUGUAUUUUUUUCAUAUUAUAAAAAAAUUGAUAGAGAUAGUUUUAUCACAUUAUUCAUCAAAAAUUAAUAUUGAAUCAAUAUGAUAUAGGAGGGCGAGUUAGUAUCAAGAUCUGUUCUAUAAAUAUCAUCAUCUCGUAUAUAUUGUAGUAGGUUAGGUCAUUCUUCUUUCCAUUAUGUCUUGGCCUUUUUCUAUAUGAGUGUUAUUUAACCUAAAAAGAUAUAACGAGUAGUGCUAGUAGAUACGAGGGAUAGAAAAUAAAUUAGAGAUGAAUAAAAUUUUGUUGUUUUAGGAACAGGAAUCGCGGAAGAAACGCAAGGACUGAGGACGAUUGAACGAAAGCGAAAAAUUCAAUAGAGGGAUAAAUGUGGAUGAGGGGGGGACUUAAUUGUGAUAUAAAAAUAUGAUUUAUGUCAAUAAAUAAUCAUCGCUUGAGUUCCAAUAAAAUAUUUUGUUUGUGUUGGCGUGUGUGUAUUAAUUAUUAUUAUGUAAGUUGUGUAUGUUAUUAUAAUUUAUUUUAAUAAAAUUUUUCGUUUUUCUAAUGACA